Molecule: messenger RNA, 2237 nt
Organism: Cladophialophora immunda
Lineage: Eukaryota; Fungi; Ascomycota; Eurotiomycetes; Chaetothyriales; Herpotrichiellaceae
Exons: 7
Coding region: 285-2048 (587 amino acids)
Biological process (GO): ammonium transmembrane transport
Cellular component (GO): plasma membrane
Molecular function (GO): ammonium channel activity
Source: RefSeq, a predicted model, not a curated record
AGACUAGUUUCCAGGAGAGACAGUCCCUGAGGCUCUGAAGUGGAACCCCCCUGCUCACUCGACGACAAAUUCAGCGGCUUUUCUCUGGGACUCAGCAAGGCGCACUGCCCGUGGCGACCAAAGUGCAUGCCUAGUUGCGAGAGGCUGGCCUCCGCCCAAUACGAGCCAAACAGGCAGCCGUGCGGGGACGAGAACAGAAUGACAACGGCAAACUAUUGCUAACCAAGGAGGAAUGGCGAGUAUUGGCAUCAUCAGCCCGGAGCCGGGAUUCCUCUCCCUGUGAAAUGCUUGCAGCCGAACUCAUAUAUGAGCCGUUGUCCUGGGCUGGCUACUGUCACAACAGCUGUCCUCACUUGCAUGUCCGACGAACAAAGCAAGAUAUGGCAAACGAUGAGGUUUUCAAUUUCGGCCCUGUGCCAGCUACCCCUCGAUUGAAUGUGACGGUCACAUACGAUGAGUUGAAAUCACAUCCAGAGCUCUACUUUCAGGGGGCAGAUAUGGGGUUUAUGAUCAUAGCGGCUGCUCUGGUCUUCUUCAUGAUUCCAGGGCUCUGCCUCCACUUCUCAGGUGUCUCGAAACAGGACUUUACGCUCACCUUAGUGCGUCUCCCUCUGAUAACUACUGGCGUGGUGGGAUGCGUGUGGUAUAUGUGGGGAUACACUCUCGCCUUCUCUCCCGCGAUAUACGACGCGGCUGCACUGCAGGGCGUCUCCUGGUACGGCGGAGAUACCAAAGCAAAUGCCUAUAUCGAUGUCACCGCUCGACCCGUCGGUAUACAAGGUCCUAACCCAUUAGUACUGACGGGCCCGAAAAUUCCAGAAAUGGUCUAUGUCUUUUACCAAGGCAUGUUUGCAUGUUUCACGGCAAGUCUGGUCUCUGGCGGAGCGGCAGGCAAAAGUCGUGUCGGACGCUACCUCCUUUUCAUUACCUUGUGGACUACUCUUGUUUAUUGCCCGGUUGCCAGGUGGACAUGGCACCCUCUAGGUUGGUCAAAACUCAGAGGAGCAAUGGACUUCGCCGGUGGUACUGCUGUGCAUGUCUGCUCUGGAUCUUCGGUCGCUGCACUCGCCGCCAUUUCACAGCUCAAUGCUGCAAAUUGGCAGACGACGGUCGUCCUUCGAAAACGGACGGUGAAAAUCGACUUGAAGACCUGGAAGGUCUGGAAAUGGCUGUCUGUGGAAAGACACACGACUCGUAAUCAAGUCGAAUUAAUGGUAACUCCGCCAGUGGCAGAAGUCGUUGCUAACGGACACGCUCGCGCUCCACGGCAGCAGAAUCCCCAGGAGAGGCCGCGAGCUGGCCUGGACCGCGAAAAAUCGAGUUUGCCUUAUAGCAUCAACCACACGGUCUUGGGCACUUGCUUGCUUUGGGUCGGAUGGUUUGGCUUCAACGGUGGUUCUGCUCUUGGGGCGAACCUUCGCGCGGUGUCAGCUUGUCUGGCAACUCAAGCUGCUGCAUGUGCUGGAGGCACAAUCGGAUUACUCUUUCACUGGGGACUGGGCAUCCUCGACAAGAAGUUCGAAGCCGCAAUGCUGGCCCCCUUGAUCCACAUUCCGUCAGUACAGGAGUUCUGCGAUGGAGUGAUUGCUGGGCUUGUGGCUAUUACACCAGCCGCUGGUUAUGUGCCUGUUAAAUAUGCCCCCAUCUUCGGCGUCGUCGGCGCCAUCCUCUGCAGCAUUUUGAGGAAGAUCAUGUACAUUGUAUUGCCGGCCGACAAAUUGGCAAUCUUCGCUGUCCACGCCGGUGGGGGAGCCACAGGAAUGUUACUUACUGCCUUCUUCGCAGAUGAUGCCACCACCGGUCUGGACGGGUAUUCAAGGCUGGUUGAUAAAACAAUGGGUGCUCGAUUUCGAGAUCAAGCCCUGGACAUAACGGCAUGUCUUUUCUAUUCCUUCAGCAUGACCUUCACCAUUCGGAUGGCCAUGAAAUUUGUGGAGGUCCUCUGCGGUGUCGAGACCCCUGCCCAUGAUGACAAGUACGACCAUUACCCGGAUACCUAUGAAGCCCGCCCUCAGUUCAAGCGAAGAAACUCGCUAGAAGAGGCAUGAGGCUGGCGUCUGCGUGUUAGAAUCGACAACAUAGCCGGAUGGUUUCUCGGAAGGAUCAUUGUGAGACCUAGAAAGGCCCCCCGGCCACUCUCAAGUUGGUUUUUGUAUCGCCUCGACGGAGACAACCGGGAUGUUGAGGCACAGCGACGGGGAUAAUAGUAAUAAAGGCGCAACCAUGCAGACCACGAG